AUGCCGGGUAAUAAUCGAUUACUCAUCGCAGCUGUAAGCUCGCUACUUAUGAGCUCAGCUUUUGCCGGGGCGGUUUAUCCUAGGGACUUAAAAACAGGGAGUACUAGUAAUGAUGGAAUAGCCCCUCGAUACCAAGAUUCAUCAAGCAAUACUCCAAACACACUAUCCACAGCCGCAAGAUUCCCAAGAUACAAGCGACAAGAAGUCGCACUAGAAGAAGGCACCGUAGUCGCUUUGAGUGACACUUCACCUAUAGAGGAAACAACAGAAGAAAUCAUCGAGAGUGCCGAAACGACGACGAUUAUAGAAGAACCUCACAAGGAUUCUCCAGGUUCUGAUGUAUCAGGUCCACCACCGGGUGGUAGAGUCCUUCCUCCUAAUGAUUCCCAACCCGCAAUGGGUGAGGAACCCCUACCGGUACCCCCAAGUGGUUUAAGCGAUGACUUCGCAGCCGAUGCUCCGCCAUUAAUGCCAGAUGAGAGCGGCGAUCCCAAAGAUGACGCUGCUACUGCCCAGCAGAUCAUCGCCGAGUCUAGGAAGGAACUUGAGGAUGAUAGUCCGGAAAUGAGUCAAGAAGAACUUGAUAAUUUGGCCACCGCGGUCGAACUCAUUUCUGCCGACCUCUCCAAAAGAGAAGACCCCGCGACGGUUAAUGUCGAAGAACAAGUAAAAUCCCAGAUGGGUGACUGGGACAGCCUAAGCGAUGCAGAGAAAAGAGAAGCCCAUGAAAAGGCUUUAUAUAACAGUGCAACUCAAGACCUUCAGCUCACUGCCGUGGUGGGUAACUUAGUCGGUAUCACCGAGAAGAUUGUUAACGGUGAUGUGAAAACAAAUGCGACAGAAGGGUUGGUGGGCAUCAAAAGCGAGGAUGUUCCGGCAAAUAGCACCGUCGCUGAUGGCUCGGUCGAAACCGGCGGGUCUAGUGCGCGUCUACGCAAGCGUUCUUUGAACAAGCGGUUCGUCCUUCCUGGAGUAUUAAGACUUUUGGGGAUCGGGGUCGAUGCGACCAUAGGCCUUGGGUUUCGAUCACCUUUAGCUAGCGUGGCGGUCGCUCUAACCACGGGAAUCGGAAAGGCCACAAAUGCCGAACCACCAAAGCCGCAAGAGAAGAUAGUGUUCGUUGAAAGAGAAGUGCAAAGACAGCAACCGCAACAGGAAUUCAAUCAACCUUUCCCACAGCAGUCUUUCCGCCAGGAGUCCUCUCACCAAUUUGAACGGCCACCAAUUAUUCAACAUGAAUCGUACCAGCCCCAAGCAACGGUGCCUGGUUGGGAUAAUAUAUACCGGCAAAACCAAGGUUUCGGGGCAAACGGCGGAGGGUUCACUCAAACGCGGCCAUCUUGGAAAAAGUCCCGUAGACGCAUCAGAUAG
Molecule: messenger RNA, 1371 nt
Organism: Orbilia oligospora ATCC 24927
Lineage: Eukaryota; Fungi; Ascomycota; Orbiliomycetes; Orbiliales; Orbiliaceae
Exons: 1
Coding region: 1-1371 (456 amino acids)
Source: RefSeq, a predicted model, not a curated record